Molecule: messenger RNA, 1707 nt
Organism: Aspergillus calidoustus
Lineage: Eukaryota; Fungi; Ascomycota; Eurotiomycetes; Eurotiales; Aspergillaceae
Source: the annotation of a GenBank genome assembly
CUGGUUGGUAAUCAACUUUGGCGAUUCUCCCCACGCUGAAUUUCCAUCUCCCCUCUUCGUCUGCGCGACUCGGUCCGUACGAUAACUUGAUACCAGCCAUGGCGGGGGUGCGGCCCAGUGCCCUGCCCUGCACCAGGCUGCGCGAUAGCUGUGUCGCGUGCGCCGUGUCGAAGCUCAAAUGCUCCAAGCAGCGGCCCACAUGUUCCAGGUGUGAAACCCGCGGGAUCGACUGUCAAUACUUCUUUGCUAGACGACCGGGUCGACGGCGCGAACAUGGCCGUGGUCAUCCGACAAGUUGUACGAGCCGGAGCAGCCGCUCUGCAGAAGCACAUUCACAGCCCGUUGCGGCACAAGAUUCCCAAGGCGACCAGUCUGGACAUGGCGACUCUGCCGAGACUGGGAGAGCUUCUAUAAGCCCUGUCGAUCUAACAGCCGAUCCAGGUCCCGCUGCUAACCUACCGGGGAGUCACGGUUGGACUAUUGUCCUACCGGAAGAUGGGGAUGGAACAUAUCCGGCGGACGCAUUCUCGAUGCCCACGGGGUCUACUACUGUGCCGCAGCUUAAUGACAGUGCGAUGGAUCUCCUCAUGGCAGAUUCCGACCAACGCCCCGUCAUGGAGACCGACAAGAUCGCCGCCACGCCCGAGGGCACCAUGGGCGGCACACUGCCCGUACCAGAUGCGACUACUCUCGAACUCAACCUCGAUGCGCCAUUCACCCGCAGCAAGGUUCCCCUAUCCGCAGGUCCCUCCGGCAAGGACCCGCGUGCAUCGAGCAACCGGGCCUCACUCCCAUCAGACUCUACUACAGUCAACCCCGCCAACAUCACGAAUUCGAGCUGCAGCUGCGUCCCGCGAGCCCUCGCCCUCCUCCGCGCCCUCUCAUGCGCGCAAUCUUCUCAAACCGCCCUCCCAGAAACCCAUCCAGCCCUCUACACGCUCUACCAACACAAACCCAACAUCGCCCUCGCGCGCCGGAUGCUCUCGUGCCCACCCUGCACGGAAAACACAUUCCUCCUCGCGAUCCUCUCGCUGAUCGUCCUGAACAUCCUCGAGCGCUACGCGACGGCUUUGCAGCGCCAACUCCACGACAACAACGACUCCUCGCAGGCGAAUGGGAGCGGGAACGGGAACGGGAACGCGAGCUGUGUUGACCCCGGGACGAUCGCGAAAUUGGCCCAUUGUAUCAUCGCGUGUCGGCGGGUUCCUUCGAGGGUUAUUGUUAGUGAGCUUUGUCGCCUGCAGAGUUUGGUGAACCAUCUUGCCCCGAGGGUUGUUGGGCAGGGGGCUGAGGCGUUGGAGAGGAUGGAGGGGGGAAUGCGGGAGGGGCUUGGGGGAUUAUCUGGAGAUAUUAUCGAGAGGUUGAGAAGAUAUUAGGAUACCUCCACGCUGUGGUUGCGGGGAUGGGUUGUUGUGACUGGACCAUAGCAUAUAACAUCGCGCCAGACAUGCAUGUUUUUUUUUUCCGUGGCAGCUGCUGGCCCUAUCUAAUGUUUGUUUGCUUCUUGCGGAUUAUACUCGAAACUAUGGGACCACUCUCAGAAGUGACCUUCUCCCCGAGAAACGGCCGCGGUCGAAUACCUAGGCAUGGACGCGUCACCCUGAUCCCAACGGUUCCCAAUCUAGUAUAUCGCCGCAUAGGCUUCAUUUCGUCAUACCCACGAAACCUUUGAGCUGCAGCCGCAUUUCUCACCCUCAUCAUCAUCCC